This is a messenger RNA of Harmonia axyridis, 643 nucleotides long. RefSeq names its product signal recognition particle 19 kDa protein (gene Srp19). NCBI's taxonomy places the organism in Eukaryota, Metazoa, Arthropoda, Insecta, Coleoptera, Coccinellidae. The transcript has 2 exons. Bases 104 to 565 code for a protein of 153 amino acids. The record is from RefSeq and is a predicted model, not a curated record. Gene Ontology annotation, molecular function: 7S RNA binding. Gene Ontology annotation, cellular component: signal recognition particle, endoplasmic reticulum targeting. Gene Ontology annotation, biological process: SRP-dependent cotranslational protein targeting to membrane; SRP-dependent cotranslational protein targeting to membrane, signal sequence recognition.
AUGUGUCUUUUGUUUCACGUCACAUCUCAUGUAAUUGGAUUUACGGAACAUAAACAGAGAGAACACUAGAACAGUUUCAAUUCUAAGCAAUUUUUCUGAAAAGAUGCACUCUCAUGUACAUCCUGGAGCACCUAUCCUUCAAUGGUCCCCUGAUAAAACACAUAUUGAUAGAGAACGAUGGAUCUGUAUAUACCCAGCCUAUAUAAAUAGUAAGAAAACAAUACCACAAGGGAGAAGGAUAGCAAAAGAAAAAUGUGUGGAUAAUCCCUCAUAUCAAGAAAUCCGGGAUGUAUUAUCAGCUACUGGGUUUUUAGUUGGUGUCGAAAAUAAAUUUUAUUCUCGAGAGAGAAGUAAAGAAUUAUUAUAUAAGGGUAGAAUAAGAGUACAGUUAAAAAACGAAGAUGGAACACCUGUUAACCCCAAUUUUCCCACAAGGGACAGCCUUUUGAUUCAUUUGGGAGAAAUGAUUCCAAAACUCAAAACAAGGAGUGUCAAAGCUGGAGGUGAUCAACCUGCAUCUACCAGUUCAUCUGGUAAAGGAAAAGGGAAGAAGGGUCGCCGGUGAUUAUUUGGUUCACUAUAUUGGAAUUAUAUCUAUGUUUUUUAAUCAUGUUGUGGUUGAAAUAUACAAAAGAACCUUUCA